This is a messenger RNA of Mesocricetus auratus (golden hamster), 4742 nucleotides long. It is a transcript of the gene Slc26a8, whose product is annotated as solute carrier family 26 member 8. Gene Ontology annotation, molecular function: sulfate transmembrane transporter activity; bicarbonate transmembrane transporter activity; chloride transmembrane transporter activity. Gene Ontology annotation, cellular component: membrane. Gene Ontology annotation, biological process: transmembrane transport. The record is from RefSeq and is a predicted model, not a curated record. The transcript is spliced from 20 exons. Lineage: Eukaryota; Metazoa; Chordata; Mammalia; Rodentia; Cricetidae. The coding region runs from base 1141 to 4338 and encodes 1065 amino acids.
CUCUCGGGCGCUGGGCUCCGUCCAGGGCGCGGAGGAGGCGGCCGCCGCCGUGCGUGCCGCGCGCGCCUCUGUGUGGUCAGCUUGGAGAACGCCUGGCGCCGUGGCGGGAAGCCACCGGGACGGUGUCGGGGGAAAGGAGCCCGGAGGUCCUUGAACUCGCAGCCACCUGCUCACUGGAGCCCGCAGUUGUUUCCAAGAAACCCCUGCAGGAGCAGACAGGCCCUGCGCCGAAGGCUGCAGCGUUCCUAGCCGACCCCCAGGACACAGGGCUCGCUCGCUCGCAUGCUCGCGGGGUUCGGGCGAAGGCCAACCCUGCCUUAAAGCCCAGGCUGUCCCCUCCAGACGCUCCUAGGAGCCCUUAAGUUUUUCCCAAGCUGAAGAACUUCCCUGGAUGGUUCACAAGGAAAUUCCACGGGCCCACAGGUAGUCUAAUGGGCAAGGUCAGAGGUAGACAUCGAGAAUGUGCACGGUCGGGCUCGGGACCUGCCUAGCUAGCGAGGUCCUGGGUUCAAUUCCCGUACUGGAAGGGUAAGGGAAGUAUGUAUACACGCGCGCACACACACAUAAGCGCAGGCAGGUCAUUCUAUUUCAGGAAGGUCUCCUCUUCCAUGUAUAUGAAUGUAAUAUAUAUGAAUAUUUUACACACACACACGCAUAUACAGUGAGUAGUUACAGGUCAGCCUGAGCUACUUACUAUGAGACCAUAUCUCAAACACCCCAAAACCCAUUACUGGUGCUUGAGACUGACUCCUGCCCAUUAGAACCAUCCAGACUGUAGAAAUUUAAAGGAAACUUCGGAGAAUCUUAAGAAUCUAAACUUAGAGAAUUUUAAAGACUUAACUCAUGCCUCUGGGAGCGUGGGGAACAGGGCAAUGAGUUCUGACUUUUGUCUAACUUUUAGACAAAUCUGUUGGCCUUGGGCCCUGGCUCCUGUUUCUGGAAGAGGAAAAACAUUGCCACCUAAUGGAAUCGUCGGUGAAAGCUAAUAAGAAAUGUGACUGGGGAAAGUUCAACCCCUACCUAUCUACACCCACCCCGCCAUGAUCAAAGCAUGCCUAUGCUUGUUACUCUGAGCAGGAGGGAAGGGCGUCUUAUUCUCGUGGAUGUUUCUAGAGGAUCCCCAGGGUUCCCACGGCCCAGAUGUGUGUGGGGCAGCCAGGUACCCUUCUCCUCGCCCCAGGUGUCACCUACACCUUCCUGCCCGUCACCCGCACAGCCGGAACGCCGGCGGGUUCUGCGGCAACGGCUCGGGAACUGCCGGCCUCCGCGUCCGCAGCGCCGCUGCCAGACAGGCUGGAGCCGAAUCUGACCCCAGCGUCUGCGGCUCCCGCAGGCCACCAGGAACCAGGGAGGAUGCAAACAGAGAGGAGCGCCCAUAGUUUGGGCAGCAGAUACAGGCAAGUCCCCUUUGUGUACGAUGUCAAGCGAAACGUGUACAAUGAGGAGAACUUCCAGCAGGAGCACAGGAGGAAGGCUGCCUCUUCUGGAAACGUGGACGUCAGCAUCACCACCUUCAAGCACCAUGUCCAGUGCCGCUGCUCAUGGCACAAGUUCCUACGAUGCAUGCUUACGGUCUUUCCCUUCCUAGAGUGGAUGUGUUUGUAUCGAUUCAAGGACUGGCUUCUGGGAGACUUACUUGCUGGUUUAAGUGUUGGUCUUGUUCAAGUUCCCCAAGGCCUGACUCUUAGUUUGCUGACAAGGCAACUGAUUCCUCCUCUGAAUGUCACUUAUGCUGCCUUCUGCUCUUCAGUCAUUUAUGUAAUAUUUGGAUCAUGUCAUCAGAUGUCCAUCGGCCCCUUCUUCCUUGUGAGCGCUCUGUUGAUCAAUGUCCUGAAGGAGAGGCCAUUCAACAAUGGUCACCUGAUCAUGGGCACGUUUGUCAAGGAAGACUUUUCUCAGCCGACCUUCUACGUGAACUACAACGGGUCCUUAAGCAUGGUGGCAAGCACGACGUUCCUGACUGGGGUUAUUCAGCUGUCAAUGGGCUUGAUGGGGAUGGGCUUUGUGGCCACGUACCUUCCGGAGGCUGCGGUCAGUGCUUACCUAGCUGCCGUGGCGCUGCAUAUCAUAUUGGCCCAGAUGACAUGCGUCUUUGGGAUUAUGGUCAGUUUCCACGCUGGUCCCAUCUCCUUCUUCUAUAACAUAAUCAACUACUGCAUAGCUCUCCCCAAAGCCAACUCCACCAGCAUCCUGCUGUUCCUCACCGCGGUGGUGGCCCUGAGAAUCAACAAGUGCAUCCGCAUCUCCUUCAACCGCUACCCCAUUGAGUUCCCCAUGGAGCUGUUUCUGAUUCUUGGCUUCUCUGUACUUACAAACAAGAUAAGCAUGGCUACAGAAAACAGCAAGACGUUGAUCAACAUGAUCCCUUACAGCUUCGUGUUCCCCGAGACUCCAGAGUUCAGCGUUCUUAGCAGAAUUAUUUUACAAGCCAUGUCUUUAUCUUUAGUGAGCUCCUUUCUGCUCAUAUCUCUGGGCAAGAAGAUUUCCAGCUUGCAUAACUACAGAGUCAAUUCCAACCAGGAUUUGAUAGCCAUCGGCCUUUGCAACUUGGUCAGCUCCUUCUUCAGAUCUUGUGUGUUCACGGCUGCCAUGGCCAGGACUGUUAUCCAAGACAAAUCCGGAGGAAGACAGCAGUUUGCGUCUCUGGUAGGCGCAGGUGUGAUGGUGCUCCUGAUGGUGAAGAUUGGAAGCUUCUUCCACACUAUGCCCAACGCCGUGCUGGCAGGGAUCAUCUUGAGCAAUGUGAUACCCUACCUUGAAACCAUUUACAACUUACCCAGUCUGUGGAGGCAGGAUCAGUAUGACUGUGUUGUUUGGAUGGUGACGUUCUCCUCGGCGAUAUUUCUGGGACUGGACAUCGGACUCCUGAUCUCGCUCGUCUUUGCUUUCUUCGUCAUCACCGUUCGCUCGCACAGAACCAAGAUCCUCGUCUUGGGUCAGAUCCCCAACACCAACAUUUACAGAAACAUCAACGACUACCGGGAGGUGGUGCUCAUCCCCGGGGUGAAAAUCCUGCAGUGCUGCAACUCCAUCACAUUCGUCAACGUGUACAACCUGAAGCACAAGUUGCUAAAAGAGGUCAACAUGGUGAGGAUGCCUCUUAAAGAAGAAGAAGUGUUCGCCCUGUUCAGUGAAAGUUACGCCGGCAUAUCGGAAAACAAAAUUUGUAGGUGUUUCUGCGACUGUGAAGAGCUGGAGCCAGAGACCAGGAUUGUCUACACAGAGCGGUACGAAAGCAAACAGGAGCACGACCAGUCAUCCAUUAACCUGAUCCGAUGCUCCUACCUGAGCAAUGGGGACAUGAGCGAAAGCACGUCGGAGGGACAGGUCCCCUACACCGUGUCUUCCACAUCGCAGAAAAACCUAGGGCAGAGCUUCGAGGACACUGACAAAAUCUGGCUGUCCAACAACCCCUCAAGGAACAGUUCACUCCCACCUCCCGAGACCUCAGAAAGCUUAGCACAGAGUAGAUCCAGGUCCAUCAUCAUCCCUUACUCAGAUACGAGCAUGCAGCCCAGCAUCCACACCAUCAUCCUGGACUUCUCCAUGGUGCACUAUGUGGAUAACCAGGCUUCGGUUAUACUGAGGCAGAUGUGUAAUGCGUUCUACAACGCCAACAUCUUGGUGCUCAUCUCAGGCUGCCACACCUCUGUGGUCAAGUCGUUUGAGAAGAAUGCUUUCUUCGACGAGGGCAUCACGAAGGCCCAGCUCUUCCUCAGCCUGCACGACGCCGUGCUGUUUGCCUUAUCAAGGAAGAUGCCCGAGCCGUCGGAGUUAAGCAUAGAUGCAACUGAGACAGUGAUACAGGAAACCUACUCAGAGUCAGACAAGAAUGGCAACCUGAGCAAUCUAAGACAUAAAACCGGUAGUAGCAUCAUAGACGCUCCCCAACGUGCAAGUCCAAACUACAAGACCCACAAGCCCAUUGAGGACGACUUAGACUUUGACCUGGACCUGGAUGGCUUACUGAAUUCUGAAAAGAACAGCGGGCUGGGGCUCAGCCCGGACCUGAACCUGGACUUGGACCAUGAGACAGAGCUGGACGCUGAAUCUGAGCUGGAGUCUGAGAUGCAAGUCAAAUCUGACCUGGAGCUAGACACAGAGCUUGAGACAGAUGCCCAGACGGAACCAGAGACAGAAGAAGAGCUGGAGUUGGCAUCAAAGAGACACAGGAGGCCCCAGCCUAGAACCAAGGCAAGGUCUCGCAGCCCCUGGCGGAACUACUUCACCGCCUAUCGCUUUGGGGCCUCAGGCUCCCAGUCUCAGAUUCCACCUGAGACACCUCAGACAAGUCCAUCGGAGAGGAAGCAGCCACAUGCUCGUCCAGACUUGUCCUAGUGCGAUGAGGAUGCUUGGUAGGUGAACUGAAAAUAGAUAGCAGGCAGAUUACCCUGGCAAACCCUCCCGGCCCAAAAGGCAUCACUCGGGCAUGAGAUCCAGACUGGGUACAAGCCAUCCGUCCUGGCUCUGUGACCCUCCACUGCUGACUUCCUGCUUACUGGGUGCUGGGAUCACAUGCCCAUCAUACUCCCAGGCUGCCUGACUCAAGGCCGACAGUUGUCUCGGAGGUCUGUCUCCAGGUGUCCCAGAUGUCACCUUCAGCAGAUUUCUAGUGUUCAGCUUCCUGCACAUAACCCACGUCUCUGGGAACUGUGCCAGACCAUCUCCAACCACCUCCUCUCCUCUCUGCUCCCCUUUCUCUAAAGAAAUGAGGCUCGAAUAAAAUAUGUGACUCUACUUGA